ACUUGUGGUGAGUAAUUGAAGUUUGGAGUUGUGUUGUGCUGCACUGCAGAUGAUCCUGUUCGUGUUUGUGUUUUGGUUUCAUGGCUUGCACAAGUGCUACACUCCCUUUGGCUUUCGCUCAAGUUCAGUGUCUUUCUCAGCGUCAAGUUUCCUUCGCUAAACUCCGUAACCGAAUCCUCGUGUUUUCUUCUUCUAAUUUAGCUUCGAGACGGUGUUCUAAUUCUAAGCUUGUUUGCACAAAAGCUGUUUCAACCGAUCCCCAAAACGCUCUGAGCGAAGAAAUUAUUGAAACUCGAAGUUCGGAGUUGAACAACGAUAGCCAAAGCUCAACAUCAUCGUCCAAAUUUGUCCUCGUUGUUGGUGCCUCAGGAGGCGUUGGGCAGUUAGUAGUUGCAUCACUGCUUCAGCGGAAUGUUAAGUCACGUUUGAUACUUAGGGAUCCGGAGAGAGCCACAGCACUGUUUGGCAAACAAGAUAAUGAGAAACUGCAGGUAUUCAAAGGAGACACAAGGAAGCAGGAUGAUUUGGAUCCAUCCAUAUUUGAGGGAGUCACACAUGUGAUUUGCUGCACAGGAACGACAGCUUUUCCUUCAAAGCGGUGGGAUGAUGAUAACACACCAGAAAGGGUUGAUUGGGUGGGAGUGAAGAAUCUAGUAUCUGCAUUGCCUUCCUCGGUGAAGAGAGUUGUUCUUGUGUCAUCAAUAGGUGUGACCAAGUUCAAUGAAUUGCCAUGGAGCAUUAUGAACCUAUUUGGUGUCCUUAAGUAUAAAAAGAUGGGAGAGGAUUUUCUUCGGAGUUCUGGUCUUCCAUUUACCAUAAUCAGACCAGGAAGGUUGACUGACGGACCAUACACUUCUUAUGAUCUCAAUACUUUGCUCAAAGCAACAGCUGGACAACGACGAGCAGUCCUUGUAGGUCAAGGAGAUAAACUAGUGGGAGAGGCCAGCAGAAUUGUGGUUGCUGAAGCUUGCAUACAGGCACUAGAUUUAGAAGUCACUGAAAACCAAGUAUAUGAAGUUAACUCUGUUGAGGGGGAAGGUCCUGGAAAUGAUUCUCAGAAGUGGCAAGAACUAUUCCAGGCUCCGCAGUCCUCCUAAGUGCACUUCCAAUCAACACGUAUACCAGUUCGAGGAAUGUAAAUGCAACUUAAUUAGUGACUACGACUUUAAAAUUAUUGUAUAUACUUUUUCAAUAUUGGAAGGUGAUUACAAAGUGAAUUGGAGCAACAAAAAAAAAAGGAACACAAUUUUAGCACCCUGUAGCCAAAAAAGAAAAAAAUGGCUAUAUCUAUAUUUUUUAGAGAGGGAAAUUUUAAAAAAUUUGAAGUUGAUUUUACAGGAGUUUUAUUAUACUCAAAGUUUAGUGGUUACUUAA
Messenger RNA from Gastrolobium bilobum, 1374 nucleotides. RefSeq lists its product as uncharacterized. Lineage: Eukaryota; Viridiplantae; Streptophyta; Magnoliopsida; Fabales; Fabaceae. The coding region runs from base 81 to 1097 and encodes 338 amino acids. The record is from RefSeq and is a predicted model, not a curated record. The transcript is spliced from 9 exons.